GCAUUACGAGUACAUUUUCCAGGACCUGGAAAUGCGCCAAGCAACAUUCGUUUAAGCUCGGAUAGGCCACGUUUAAUUCAGUUGGACUGGGAUCCUCCAAGUGUUCCAAAUGGAAAAAUUAUUCGCUAUAUUAUUUACUACACCCCGCUUGAUGAUCAGAACAUCGUGUAUCAAAUGGGGCAAAUUCCGAAGAAGCCGAUAACGGAAUGGAUGACGUACCAUAAGGAUGGUAACUAUUUGACCAGUGGACCACAACAUGCCGAUUUAUUGGGUUUCGUUGAACCGGAUACUGCUUAUGCUCUGGUAUUGCAAGCUGUCAACCAGGAUGGUCCAGGACCUUACUCAGAACAACACACUAUCAGGACAAUGUCACGCGCACGAGAAGGGCCACCACUUGAUUUACGAGUUGAACCGGAGGGGCAGCGCUCUGCGCUUGUGGAAUGGCUUAAGCCCACGACAAGCGAACAACCACCUGUUGGUUAUGAACUUUAUUAUAUCAAGGCAGAUGCAAAGAUCUGGGAAGAUGAUUUGGCUAGUCUUGACGAUUGGUGA
Gongylonema pulchrum is the source of this 552-nucleotide messenger RNA. The record is from the annotation of a GenBank genome assembly. Lineage: Eukaryota; Metazoa; Nematoda; Chromadorea; Rhabditida; Gongylonematidae.